GCCGCGACCGGCCGAGAAUGAUCUCAACAUGACAAAGCCGGGAGAUCGUCGACCUUAUUCACAUCGGAAUAGAGCUAUCCCUAGCUUUAUUCCACUUACCCCUGGAUAAAGUAGUCAUUCAUACGUACACUAAGCUCAUCCAUUAUGACCAUCGCUCUACUCAUCACCGGAGCUACGGGCAAUCAAGGCGGCGCGGUCAUCAACGCCCUGCUCGCCCAGGAUGCCGAUGUCGAGAUCCUCGCCGUGACGCGCAACCCGCAGUCAGGAACCUCGCAGAAGCUUGCCGAGAAGUCCCCCAAGAUCAAACUGGUCCAGGGCGACCUUGACCACCCGGCACAGAUCUUCGAAAAUGCAAAGAAACUUACUACCUUGCCUAUCUCUGGGGUCUUCAGUGUCCAGGUUAUUCCCCAUUCACCUCUACUUAGUACCUUGCAGAGGGUAAUAUGAAGCAGACCCCCAUGGCGAAAGGCCAAAGUGUCACCAAGGAAGAACAGCAAGGCAAGGCUUUGAUCGACGAGUCCAUAAAGCAAGAAGUCAAGCAUUUUGUCUACAGCUCCGUCGAUCGUGGCGGUGACGCCUCCACUGACAACCCAACCAACAUUCCCCACUUUAUCAGCAAGCAUCGAAUCGAGCAUCAUCUCUUCGAGAAAACCAAGGACGGGGCCAUGGAUUGGACUGUUCUUCGACCGGUGUUCUUUUUCGAUAAUCUGGUCCCCGGCUUCGUGGGCAAGGUGAGCGCCACAGCCCUGGAUGCCUACCUGCAGGGCAAACCGUUGCAGGGCAUCGCUGUCAGCGAUAUCGGGGUGUUUGCGGCCAAGGCCUUUCUGGAGCCGCAGCGAUAUAGGAACCAGUGCCUGUCUCUAGCCGGGGAUGACAUAACGUAUGAGCAUAUGCAGAAAACGUUCAAGGCGAAGACGGGGAAGAAUAUGCCAACCACAUAUCGGGUAGUCUGUUACUUGCUGAUGUGGAUGGUCGGGGACUUACGGAUCAUGUUCAACUGGUUCUAUGAGCAUGGAUAUGGGGCGGAUAUCCAAGGGCUGAGGAAGAUGCAUCCUGGAUUGAAGAAUUUCGAGGCGUGGUUGGAGGAGGAUAGUGAGUGGGUGACCAAAUGAAUGGGAAGAGACUGUCCAUGGUGGUGGCUGUGAAAAGUUUCAGAUUGGUCGCACGGGUACGUGUAAAGGACCACCAGCUGAGGUGGUGGUACUCCGUUUUCUCUGCCGUGUGGUGGCAUGAUUCUCUGUAUUGAUACCGAAGGUUCAACGAGGGUUGUA
Messenger RNA from Aspergillus sclerotioniger CBS 115572, 1271 nucleotides. Its product is annotated as NmrA-like family protein. The record is from RefSeq and is a predicted model, not a curated record. The coding region runs from base 459 to 1112 and encodes 217 amino acids. Lineage: Eukaryota; Fungi; Ascomycota; Eurotiomycetes; Eurotiales; Aspergillaceae. The transcript has a single exon.